UCAAGUUUGAAGCUUGAUUUCUUCUUCCUCAUUUGAGCAAGCACCACCUCGUAAAUCUCAUGCUUUGGUUUGAGUGUUUCAUUGUACAGAGUACUGCUACUAUGUUUCACUAAAGCAAUAGUCACUUGCGGGGAGUUUUGGUACUCGGAAUAGUAGGCCCAUUGACAGGUUCUUGGGCUUUUAGCUCAAGAAUGAGUUGACUGGUGUGAAUGGCCAUUUGUGCUGCAUUAUUUGUGACAUCUUGAACUCAGACAGUCAAACAGUGAAGUAUUAGGGGCUGCUUUGAGAUAAGGGCAUGGGUUGUGGAGCCAAUGUGGUGUGGUUUUGAGGUUAAAGAUUUCAAUUGAAAGCUAAAUAUAAUAAUUUUUUGAGUGCCCUUUGUUAAGAGUGAGCUGAGCUUGAUAAUGGCAAAGGGGUGUGAAGAUCAGGAGGGAUUUGCAGAAAACUUUAGAGAGAAGCUUGGUUUUGCAGUUAGAAAUAUUGAAUGGUGCUAUGCUAUCUUCUGGUCCAUUUCCUCUUCCCAGCAAGGGGUUUUGGAAUGGGGCGAUGGGUACUACAACGGAGAUAUAAAGACGAGGAAAACAGUGCAGGCAACAGAAAUUAGUCCCGAUCUGCUAGGAUUGCAGAGAACCGAGCACUUGAGAGAGCUUUAUGAAUCUCUCUUAGCUUCUGAAGCCAACACACUAGCAAAGAUACAUUCUACAGCAUUAUCACCGGAAGAUCUCACGGAUACAGAGUGGUAUUUUUUGGUUUGCAUGUCGUUCGUAUUCAAUAUAGGCCAAGGGUUGCCCGGGAGGGCACUUUCGAAGAACCAAAGUAUUUGGCUAUGCAAUGCACACCAAGCUGACAGCAGAAUAUUUACCCGAUCCUUGCUUGCAAAGAGUGCAUCGGUUCAGACUGUGGUAUGCUUUCCAUACUUGGGAGGUAUAAUCGAGCUGGGAGCUACUGACCUUGUUCCAGAGGACCAUAACCUCAUUCAUCACGUUAGAACUUCGUAUCUGGACAUCCCUCAUGCUGUUGGUUCCAAGGUUCCUAAUUAUGUCUCGAUUGGUGGUAGGAAGCCCGAUCAGGAUAAGCUUGAUUUGUAUCCCGUUCCACCUGUAGAAUGUGAAGAUAAUAAUAUCGGUUCCCCUUACAACAAUUCAAACGGUUUUGGGGCCAACCAAGAAGAAGGGGAUUCAUUUAUGGUUGAAGAAAUGAACGGGGAAGCUUCACAGCUACAAAGCUGGAAACUUGCAGAUGACGAUAUCAGUAACUGCAUCCAUAAUUCUACGAAUUCAAGCGAUUGCAUCUCCCAGAACUAUGUAAAUCCUGAACGGGCAUCCACUCUUUCAGAUGCAGAGAAGCUAAACGGGGAUUCUGGAAAAGGAGUUGAUGUUCAUUACCAAAGCAUUCUUUCGAACGUUCUGAAGAGCUCUCACCAACUAGUUCUAGGACCGCACUUCAGGAAUAACUAUAGAGAAUCGAGCUUCGUUACUUGGAAGAAGGAAACAUCGUCCAAGAACCCGUUGCCAAGAACCAGAACUCCACAGAGGCUCCUAAAGAAGGUUCUCUGUGAUGUUGCUGGAAUGCAUGGCUGCAGCAGCGUUCGUGGCAGCCACAAACAGAAUGGCAAUUAUAAACCCGAAGCUGAUGAAACUGAUAAGAGUCGCGUUCUAUCAGAGAGAAGACGUAGGGAGAAGUUAAACGAGAGAUUUAUGACUCUUGCAUCAUUGAUCCCAACUACUAGUGGCAAGGUUGACAAAAUAUCUAUACUCGAUGAGACAAUCGAGUACCUUAGAGACCUUGAAAGAAGAGUUAGAAACGUCGAGCCUCAGACGGAAAGACUAGAGUUGGAAGCAAGAAGUGACAAUGCAGAGAGGACAUCUGAUAAUUGCUGCGCUAAAAGUGCAGAUAAAGGCAAGAAAAUAGUGCCACAGAAGAGGAAGGCCAGUGAUAUGGAAGAAAACUCGCGUGGAAACCACAAGGAUUGCAUGAAGAAUGGGUCGGGCCAUGAUGUAAUAAGUGUUAAUAUGAUUAGUAAGGAUGUUACGAUUGAGAUGAAAUGCCAAUGGAGCGAGGGCAUGUUGAUCAAAAUCGUGCAGGUGUUGAACAAUCUGCAUUUAGACUGCCAUGGCAUUCAAUCUUCCAACAGUGAUGGGAUUCUGUCUGUGACUAUUAAAGCUAAGAUGGAGGGGAAUAAAGCCAUAUCAAUGUCACUGAUUAGACUAGCACUUCAAAAACUCAUCCAAGCAUCUUGAAGAUCACAUCAUUUUGAUGAAUCUUGUAAGUUUUUGGUGGUAGAGAUCUUUGCUCUCAUUGCAUUUCUGUCACACCCUUGUAUAUAAGUGGAAACAAAAAAAAAAAAAAAAAAAAAANAAAAA
Molecule: messenger RNA, 2363 nt
Organism: Ipomoea triloba (trilobed morning glory)
Lineage: Eukaryota; Viridiplantae; Streptophyta; Magnoliopsida; Solanales; Convolvulaceae
Product: transcription factor GLABRA 3-like
Exons: 10
Coding region: 405-2240 (611 amino acids)
Molecular function (GO): protein dimerization activity
Source: RefSeq, a predicted model, not a curated record